This is a messenger RNA of Tetrahymena thermophila SB210, 555 nucleotides long. Its product is annotated as UPF0235 protein C15orf40-like protein, putative. Gene Ontology annotation, cellular component: cytoplasm. The record is from RefSeq and is a predicted model, not a curated record. NCBI's taxonomy places the organism in Eukaryota, Ciliophora, Oligohymenophorea, Hymenostomatida, Tetrahymenidae. The transcript has 2 exons.
AUGAUUAAAAAUAGCUUUUAUUAUUUAUCAAAGCAAAAUUAACGAUUUUUAAAAUAGCAAUUAAAAGCCACUAAUUUAACAUUUUAAUAAAAUAAUAUUAAUUCUUUAACACUUCAAUUAUAGAAACAAGUAAAAAAUCUUUAAUUUAUAACUUUUGUUAAGUUUUCCUCAAUGGACAAAAAGAAAUAAACAAAAAAAGGAGCUUCUGAUAAUUAAAAAGAAGAAAAACCAAAAGCUGUAUCAAAUGUUCCUGCAUCAAUUUAUGAAAAAGGAGGAAAAUUUUUUAUUUCAAUACAUGCAAAGCCUAAUUCCAAAAUUAGCUAAAUAUCAGGAAUUUCAGAUGAAGGAGUAGAUAUUAACAUAGCAGCACCACCUAAAGACGGUGAAGCUAAUGCUGAAUUAAUUGAUUAUAUAAGUUAAGUAUUAGGAGUUAAGAAAAGUUCGCUUUCUUUAGAUAAGGGUGGAAAGUCAAGGAAUAAAUUAAUGGAAAUAUCAGACAGUGGAUAUGCUGAUGUAGAAGAACUCUAUUAAGCACUUAAAGAUUCUAUUUAAUGA